This is a messenger RNA of Eleginops maclovinus (Patagonian blennie), 915 nucleotides long. It is a transcript of the gene gphb5, whose product is annotated as glycoprotein hormone subunit beta 5. Gene Ontology annotation, biological process: G protein-coupled receptor signaling pathway; regulation of thyroid hormone receptor signaling pathway. The record is from RefSeq and is a predicted model, not a curated record. The coding region runs from base 177 to 593 and encodes 138 amino acids. Lineage: Eukaryota; Metazoa; Chordata; Actinopteri; Perciformes; Eleginopidae. Gene Ontology annotation, molecular function: hormone activity. Gene Ontology annotation, cellular component: extracellular region; cytoplasm. The transcript is spliced from 3 exons.
UCUGGUCUGAGGAGCAUACAGGGACAAGGUGUUAGCUACACAGAGAUACAUACUGCAAGCCUGCGUGCUAAAACAGAGAGAAUAGUAGGCUACCGACUAGCUGCUUAAACUCUAGUGUUUCAUCGUGUUUAAUAGCUGAUAUUCAAUAGUCACUAGAUUUGUGAGUCACAGGUGAGAUGACCCUUCAAAGAAAAAUGUCACAGUGGCCGGGCCUGGUGCUGUGCUGGUUCCUGCUCUGCCUCUCCCAGCAGCCGGAUUCUCUGCAUCGCGUGUCAGCCGUCAACCUGCGGCGCUUCAUCGGGUGUGCCGUCCGGGAGUUCACCUUCCUGGCCAAGAAGCCCGGCUGUGGGGGGCUGCACAUCACCACUGACGCCUGCUGGGGGCGCUGUGAGACCUGGGAGAAGCCCAUCCUGGACCCUCCCUUCAUCGAGUCCCACCAGCGCGUGUGUACCUACAACGAGACUCGCCUGGUGUCUGUGAAGCUGCCGAACUGCCAGCCCACCAUCGACCCCACCUACACCUACCCCGUGGCCUUGAGGUGUGACUGUGGUGUGUGUCUGACCAGCACCACUGAGUGCAUCACGUCUGUCUAACACUGAUCUCAACAGAAACACACUUUUGAAAAUAUCAAAUCACAGUUUUGAAGAUAUCUUGUAUGUCAUUUGGGGAUUUUACAACUAUGUGUGCAAGGAGGAAGAGGGUGAAAUAAAAGGUGGUAGCACUUUAAAAUACAUACUGUUUCAAGGCAGUUAGUUAAUAAAAUGGUUAUUUCACAUUGCUUUUUGGAUUCAGAUUGCUCUAAAAAAAAGGUUUUAUGAAAAAUGUUUUUAAAAAAAUCUUUCUUGAUUUUCUUUCUACUUUUAUACAAUUAUUUGAUUCCAUUGGUCUGUAAAUUAAACAUGCCGGUAAAUGUAA